Messenger RNA from Mauremys mutica (yellowpond turtle), 2777 nucleotides. Its product is annotated as TNF receptor-associated factor 3-like. The record is from RefSeq and is a predicted model, not a curated record. Gene Ontology annotation, cellular component: plasma membrane signaling receptor complex. The transcript has 5 exons. The coding region runs from base 972 to 2024 and encodes 350 amino acids. Gene Ontology annotation, biological process: tumor necrosis factor-mediated signaling pathway; regulation of apoptotic process; regulation of canonical NF-kappaB signal transduction. Gene Ontology annotation, molecular function: protein binding; zinc ion binding. Lineage: Eukaryota; Metazoa; Chordata; Testudines; Geoemydidae.
GGGGGCAGGGCUGGGCUAGCAGGGGCUGCGGGCCAGGAGUGAGGGGCACCAACCCCCCAUCCCCUCAGGGCCCCACACGGACACUGUCCCUGUGCGAGUGUCUCUGGGGAGCGGCCUGACGUGCGGGUUGUCCCCGGGCUCGACCCCGGCUCCCAGCCCUGCCCGGCUGGCACCGGGCGACCCUGCCCGUGUCCUUUCUGCCGCUCUCUCUUCCCGCCACCCUUGCUCGGUCGCCCAUCCCUGUGCGCUGGCGCCCGCCGUCCGUCGUGUCUCCUCCAUCGCCUCGUUCCGUCUCCUUCCCUCGCCUGCUCCUCGGCUUCCCCCUCACUCCCUCUCCCAGGUCUCUCCUUCCCGCAGCCGCCCCCUUUCCUCCCUGACGCCUUCCUUCCUUCCCGCCUUCUCCCUCCCUCGUUCUUCCAUUCAGCCCCUCGUCCCCCCAGCGGGGCCCCCGCUCGCUGGGUUAUUCCUUCACUCGCUCGCUGCCACGUUCCUUCCUUCUCCCCCCUUUCAUUCCCCGGCCCAGCGGCUCUUCCGGCCUCCCCGGCUUCCUGAACUCGCCUCUUCCUUUCUAUCCUCUCUCCAUCCAUUUGUCUUUGGUUUUUUCUUUCUUUCCUCCAUUUUUAUCCUGUUUUUCUUUCUAUCCUUGAAUUUCCCUUUUACGUUCUUUCUUCUCUCCAUUUUCUUUCCUUUUCCCUUUUCUUGUAUUCGUUCUUUCUUCUGGUGUCUUUGUUUGUUUCCUCCCCCGGUGUCCCCGCACACGCCCCCGUCACACCCCUCGGUCCCCGUCAGGGUGACCCGGGAGGAAGGCUCUGGCGUCCUGCUCACAUCACAGCUGGGUUGGGACGGGGUGACUCACGGGCAGGAAUUCCCGCCCCAGCCCCGAGGCCGGUGCCAUAUAAACCCCGAAGCCGUCCCGCUCCGAACAGACGUCUCCCAAUCCUGGCACCCAGCCGCACGUCCCAGGGGCCACCAUGGUGAAGUUCGGGGCAGGCCCCAGGCCUGUGGAUCCUGCCCGUGGCUCCGGCUUGCUCUGCUCGGCUUGCGGCUUCCUGCUCAUCCGGCCCCGGCAGACAGAGUGUGGCCACCGGUACUGUGCCGCCUGCGUGCAGCGACUGCUGGGGGACACAGACAAGGUGACCUGCUGCGUUUGUAGCAAGAGGCUGAGCCCCAACCAGUUUUACAAGGACCGAGCAGCCGAGAAAGACGCUCUCAGCACGGCCGUGACCUGCCCCAGAGCCAGCUGCAGCUGGACGGGGACCCUGGCGUCCUACCUGGAGCACCUCUGCCCCCCAGCGGCGAGUCCCGGCCCGGAGGAGAAGUCAGCUCCCAAGGACCCGGAGGCCCACGCGAUGGACGCCCCGGCCCUGGAUCUCCAGCGGCGGAUCCAGCAGCUGGAGGUUAUCGUGACGUCCCUGCGCUGGGAGCUCCAGAGCCAGGCCGGCGCCAUGGAAGUUCUGCGGCGCCGGUGCCUCCAGGACCAGCCGUCCCCGGGGGUCUCCGUGGAGCCGCCCGGCUGCUCCCACGGGGCUCGGGGAGCCGUGGCGACGUCCCCGGAGCUGGCCAGCGCCGACGGGACCCUGGUCUGGAAGCUCCAAGGGUUCUCCAAGCUGCUGGGGGACGCCAAGGCCGGGCGGGGAGCGUCCAUCUACUCCUCGGUCUUCGCCACCCACCCCUUCGGCUACCGGCUCUGCCUCCGGCUCUACCCCGACGGGGACGGGGACGGCCAGGGCACCCACCUCUCGCUGUUUGUGGCCCUGGCCAGGGGGCCCUACGACGAUCUCCUGCCAUGGCCUUUCCUCCGCCAGGUCACCCUGUACCUCCUGGAUCCCUGGCGGCAGAGGCCGGCCCUGCGGGAGACGUUCGCCCCCGACCCCUGCAGCACGUCCUUCCAGCAGCCCCGGGGCCGGCUCAACGUGGCUAGCGGGAGCCCCCGCUUCGCCCCCCACGCACAGCUCCAAAACUACCUCAAAGACGACACCCUCUACGUCAAGGUGGUGGUGGACACGUCCGGGAUGGAGCUGUGAGCUUUGGGGCGGGGGGUUCCUCUGCCCCCAUAGCCUCCUGACUCUUCCUAGUCCUCCCUCAGCAAGCUCCGACCCCCAAUGCUGCCCCCUGCCACCCUCCAGCUCGCCCGCCAAAGCCUGAGAAACAGCCUGUCUUGAGCGCUAGCCGCUCGGAAACCUUCCAGCUGCCAAAGGGUUGGUGUGGUGGGAGUUACCCUUGCGGCUCAGCGCACUACACGCUUGUUGGGCUUUCAAAGCUAAGCAGGGGGGAGCCUGUUCUGAGACCGGAUGGGUGACCUGAGAUCCCCCUGCUCAACAGGGCCCUGGCUGUCUGGGGGCUUGGAGGGAGAUGGGGGGUUGAGCGCGGGGGGGAGACAGACCCCCUGAUGCUCAGCAGGGCCUGGCUUGUUUGUGCAGGCGGAUGGGAGACUAAUUUGCCGGCCACCAGGUUGUCUUGCUUCUCUGGCCGUUGAUAAUUUAUGAUCGUUAAUAACGCCCGGUGCUGCGGGACGGCGGCGCUCGUGGGUUUAUCUGAGCAGUGAAUUGUCUAUUUAUCUAUUUAUGUAUUUAUUGGCCGGGUGCUGGUGCCCGGGGCCGAGCCGUUCCCCCGGGGGAAGGAGGAGUGUGUGUGUGUGUGUGUGUGUGUGUGAAGCACAGUUAACCCGGCCCCUGUGCACAGUCACGUCCUAGGACACGUCCGGCUGCCCCACCCCGUAUUUAUCGCCAGCGUGUGGUUUAUUUAUUGUGUGAUAUUGUAAUAAAAAUCUCUGUGCA